This is a messenger RNA of Carassius gibelio (silver crucian carp), 4803 nucleotides long. Its product is annotated as oocyte zinc finger protein XlCOF6.1-like. Gene Ontology annotation, molecular function: RNA polymerase II cis-regulatory region sequence-specific DNA binding; DNA-binding transcription factor activity. Gene Ontology annotation, biological process: regulation of transcription by RNA polymerase II. The transcript has 2 exons. The record is from RefSeq and is a predicted model, not a curated record. Bases 330 to 1619 code for a protein of 429 amino acids. NCBI's taxonomy places the organism in Eukaryota, Metazoa, Chordata, Actinopteri, Cypriniformes, Cyprinidae.
UUAUUUGUGCAGAUCGGCUAUUUCAAAGGAAAAAAGUCAGCUCACCAUCACCUUCACUCUCCAGUCCAGCGGGUGGCGCUAAACACAUACGUUUGUUUGACAAACACCAUUAAACAUCAGAGGAAGAAGAUUAGCGUCAGCGAGCUCUCUGUUGUUUUGUUGUGAUGCUGGUUUAAUACAAACGGUUGGGAAUGUUGUUUCUGUAAAAACAUACCGUUUUUGAAUCAGGUCAGUAGCUGUAAUUUUCUCAUCCUCACAAUCGUGACUAAGUUUUGAAUCAAGCAGGAAUACCUGGAGGAGUAUCAUCUGAACUGAGAUCUGCUGUGAAGAUGAUGUUCGUUAAAGAGGAGAGUGAAGAGAACACAAGUGAACCAGAAACACUGAGAAUAAAACAAGAGGAUUCAGAAACCUGGAGAAUAAAACACGAGGAACCAGAAACCUGGAGAAUAAAACCCGAGGAACCAGAAACCUGGAGAAUAAAACACCAGGAACCAGAAACCUGGAGAAUAAAACACGAGGAACCAGAAACAUGUAGAAUAAAACAAGAGGAACCAGAAACAUGGAUAAUAAAACACGAGGAACCAGAAACCUGCAGAAUAACUCACGAGGAACCAGAAACCUGGAAAAUAAAACACGAGGAACCAGAAACCUGGAGAAUAAAACACGAGGAACCAGAAACCUGCAGAAUAACUCACGAGGAACCAGAAAUCUGCAGAAUAACUCACGAGGAACAAGGAGGCCUGAUGAAGAUUCAAGAAGAAAGACAAGAUCUGAAUAAGGUGGAGGAGAAAUAUCAGGAUCAGAAAGACCAUGCCGUCAAUGAAGAAAAAUCUGUGAGUUGCAGCAUUAAAACAACAGAAGUCAAGAAGCCUUUCAUCUGCUCUCAGUGUGGAAACACUUUCACUUGUAAAAGAAAUCUUAAGGAUCACAUGUUACUUCAUGCUGGAAUAAAACCUUUCAGCUGCUCUCUGUGUGAAAAGAGUUUUACACAGAAAGCAAGCUUAAAGAAUCACAUGCUAAUUCAUACUGGGACGAAGCCUUUCAGCUGCUCUCAGUGUGGAAAGAGCUUCAUAUGUAACAGAAAUCUUAGGUAUCACAUGUUAAUUCAUGCUGAAAUAAAGCCUUUCAGCUGCUCUCAGUGUGAAAAGAGUUUUACACAGAAAGCAAGCUUAAAGAAUCACAUGUUAAUUCAUGCUGGGAUAAAGCCUUUCAGCUGCUCUCAGUGUGGAAAGAGUUUUACACAGAAAUCAAGCCUUAAGGAUCACAUGUUAAUUCAUGCUGGGAUAAAGCCUUUCAGCUGCUCUGAGUGUGGAAAGAGUUUUACACUGAAAGUUAAUCUUGAUAAGCACAUGUUAAUUCAUGCUGGGAUAAAGAUGUUCAUCUGCUCUGAGUGUGGAAAGAGUUUUACACAUAACGUAUGUCUUAAGAGGCACAUGUUAAUUCAUACUGGGAUAAAGCCUUUCUCCUGCUCUCAGUGUGGAAAUAGUUUUACAUAUGACUCAAGCCUUAAGAGGCACAUGUUAACUCAUACUGCGAAAAAGUCUUUCCCCUGCUCUCAAUGUGGAAAGACUUUUACACAAGAAGGACAACUUAAGACUCAUUUGGUAAGUCACUCUUGAUAAAAGCCUUUCACCUGCUCUCAGUGUGGAAAGUCUUUGUCACUUAAGAAGUACCUUGAGACUCAAGUGUUAAAGGGGUCAUCGGAUGUCCAUUUUCCAAGUUUAUAUGAUUAUUUAGGGACUUAAUAAAAAGAGCUCUGAUCACCCCAUCUCUCACUCCAGUUUGGAGACAAGCCACACUAAUGAGACCAUAAACCUUUGCCACAUUUAGUUGCAGAACUUGAUAACUAGGACAUUAUUAGGAAAAGCAAUUUGCAAAGUUUAAUUAAAAUAAAUUACAAAUUACAAGUAGUCAAACAGACAGUGAACAGUUUUAACUGCAAUGAUAAUAUGUUGCGAUUAAACUUUGUGAUUGCGAAUAAACAUUGUGAUUAAGCAAAAAUUUUUAGUUUUAUAUGCUGUUCCAGGGUUAGCAUCAUCUGAAGUCUUCUGGAGAUUGGCAUCAUCUCUUCUGAUCAGGGAUGAGUACAGAGAACCAGUAUUUUUUGAAGCUGCUGGCUGUCAUUUCCCUUAACUUAAUGAUGUGGCCAAUGUUUGCUCAACGUGCAUGUGAUAUCCAUGAUGCAUGUGCUGUUUGUGUUUGCAUGCAAUCAGAAAAAAAAAACAGCAAAAUGUUUAGUUUUCCACAUUCUUAAAAAUAACUUUUUAUGUCCAACUGAAGAAAGAAACUCAUUCAGGUUUAAAACAACUUGAGAGUGAGUAAAUUAUGAAACAAUUUUCAUUUUUGGGUAUCAGUAUCUAUAACAUGUGAACUAUACCCAUCCCUACUUCUCAGGUGUUUGGUCAUCUCAAAUAUUCGUAAGGAUAGGAUCCAGAAUGAAGCUUGUCUAAUUCCUAGUUGCCCUCGGCAUGCAAGUCUCGUGACAGAGAUGGAAGCAAACAGCGACAAAAUUAGUGUAGCAGCUCUUCCAACCAAGCGAAGAUGGUGUGUUCCACCCAAGCAAAAGAAUGAAAAUGUGCAUUUGAUCAGAUAUAGCUAGCUAAAAAUAUCUCUUUAAUCUAGAUUUAAAUCGAGAGAGUGUGUCUGAAACCUUAACGUUAUUGGAUCUAUUAUAACAUCCAUUAGCUGUACUCCUCAAUCGCUUAGGUGACAUUUAAUCUGUUCCUGCUCUGGCCUCGAAACAAUGGCAAUGCAUCAGUCAACAGUCGUGGGAUAAGCCUGGGUCUGUAUGACAUCACACAGCCAAGAAUUCAUAAAUGGCUUGAUCUGAGAAACUGAUUAUCAUUUACGGUGAUUAAAAAAACCCACAUUGGGUGGAUUGUUAUCAUUAUAGGGUGGUUGUGUACACACAUUGCCAAGACACAUUUCAGUUCAAACAAUAUGUAAGAGCAUCCGAUGACACCUUUAAAUUUAUUAUUCAUCGUAUCAACAAUGUGGUGUAUCAGAGCAAAUCAGAAAAUUUAAGAUUCAAACAGAACCGUGUUGAAACACAAGCCCCUUUCACACUGCAUGUUGCACCCUGACAAUUGUCGGAACAUUGCCGGAUCACCUUCUGUUUGAAAGCAAACAUGUUCUGGGAUUGAUUGAUUGAUAAGUUAAAAUUAACAAGCCUAGCGUUAUCGACUUGUGCAUUACACGUCACAUCCUGAUGUCCUGCAUCAUUACGGGACCUCUACGAGUUGUGUGAACACAUGCACACAUUCCGGGAAAUCACAAUGUAAUGUGUCCCGGAACAACUGCCGGGACACAUUACCUGUGUAUUUUCCGAAAACGCAGUGUGAAAGAGAUAACAAAGAGCUGAAUUCCACAAAGAGGCUCAGGACAACAGAUGAUGAUAAAUCAGAUCCCAGCACAAGUCCGAAGUAAGCCUAACCAAAUCUUUCACAACUUUGAACAGCUUGCAGCAUUAAAAAAUGACAACUUAUUGAUAAUUCAACUCAGGAAGGAGAUUGUCAAAUUCGAGGCAAGUAACAAAGAUUAAUGGUCAAAGAGACACACAGCAUGAACAUCACAUGUAAAUCCAUGAUAGAAAUCAAUAGCUAAAGACUUCCUCAGACUGACUUCUUCCACCUAGAAGACAAGAACCAGGCCGUGAUUCUUUCUAGAGCCUUUAGACCUUUUGUUCCUCACAGAACACACUCUCACAUUCACAGAACGACUCAGAGACCGUCUUUACAUGACUAAAUGCAUCAGACCAAAAUGAUGCUAAAAGGACUAAUGAACAAAUAUCAUUGUGAUGCAUAACUCCAUAUGAUGAAUGUAAUCCAACACAUUUGAUUAUCAUGUACUACUCAAUGAUUGUGUAUGUCAUUUUUAAUAACUAUUGAACAGUUCAUAGGUUUCUAUUAAUGUUUGGUAUGUUUAUGUUUGAGAAUUCAAAGUAUCAUGUUCUUGUUAUAGGAAUCAUGUUUAAAUUAUACUCUGCAGGAGUGGGAAAAUUCAGACUGUGUGACAUAACAUGUUGAUUUGUGUAUUGGGAGGUGAAACAUUUCAACCCCCCGAAAUAAGACAAUGUCUGUUUGGUCAAGACACCUUUAGACAUAUGUUCAACAUAUAAGUUUUAAAAUCACAACCCCAACAAAUGUAGCCUGGUUGAAUUUUUUUGGCAAGUUUUUUUUUAGUUCUCUUUCAGCGUGCUUUGGCCUGCACGCGAGCUGUUACUCAACCACCAUGAGAAGACAAGCCAUCUAGUAUCAUCAGCUUAUGUUUUUUUCUUCUACAUCAGUUUUUCCACAAGGCCAUGUUACACGUUGUCUGCGACAGCUUUAAAUCUUCAACAAGCGUACAGGACUCCAGACCAUCCUUCAGUCAACGCCCAAUACAUCACUUCCAAUGACUACUGAACUUACAGCCAAUAAAAAACUUUGGGAAACCCCUUUCUGCAGCCAUGCCAUACAAAGGGACUUCUCUUAAAAACAAAGGCAACACAAGUACAAUCUCUAGCUGAACUGGUGCAUUUAAUAUAAAGUUUAAUAGCCUCACUGAGAAACUCAAUGCGAGGGUUUAUUGAUUUAAGGCUGUUCAGGUCUAAGCAUAUAUUGCUAUAACCAUUGGAUUUCACAUUUUCACUCUCUCAAACUCGUUCUUUCCCCACUUUGUUUCUGCAACUUGUUUAUGUGUUGUUUAUGUGUGUUCAUGUGUUGUGGUAGCUUCUGCCAUGUCUAUGAAGAAUCACUCUCGAAGGUUUUGAUGCCAAAACCAUUUCUCGAGACAAUAAAACUGAGAAAGCUCUUUAGAAAAUUA